AUGAAACACUAUAUCAAAUUGUUCAAAAGUAAAUUGUGGCCCAAGGCCGAAAAGAGACAAACACAUACGAUAGUAUCUGCAAAUGGCAAGAUAAAAACAAAAAAAAAUGAAAAAAAUGAAAAAAAUGAAAGAAAUGAAAAAAGCAUAGACAGGCGAAGUGCGAUCGAACGUGGAAACAACCCCAAUACCAGUUUGCUUGCCCAAGAAAAUGAAAAUAGAAAAAAAAAUUUAAAAAAAAUACAAUUAGGAAACAAAAGUAAUUUAUGCAAUUUGAAUAACAUUAAAUUUGAGAUGAAUAAUAUAAAAUAUAAUGAAAUAAGAAGAUAUUAUAUAAAUAAUUCUAACAAUUUUGUUAAUCUGGAUGGGUUAAAAUGUAAUAUAUUAUCAGCAAUAAAUUGUGAUGAUAAUAUUUUAUUUUAUUUAUUUGUUUUUUCUUUUACAAAUAUAAAAAACAAUUUGUUAGAACUUAUACAAAUACAUAUUAAAAAUUCCAAAACGAAUGAAACAGUAUCUAAAAAUAUUCCAUUUUUUAUCAUAAAUUCUAACAAUUCUAUAAAUCUUGAUUCUAAUUUUUAUAAUUCUACUUAUUUAUAUACUUCAAAUAAUAACAAAUUUUUUAGUAAUGUUAAAAUAGCAAUCAAAAUACAAGAAGAUAUAAAAAUGACUAAUUAUGCAAAUGAAAAUACAUCUAUUCAAGAUAUUUCUAUGGAUAAUAUAUUUUAUGUUAUAGAAUAUAGAAUGUAUAAUGAUUAUGAUAAAUUAGUUCAAAAUUAA
Molecule: messenger RNA, 774 nt
Organism: Plasmodium yoelii
Lineage: Eukaryota; Apicomplexa; Aconoidasida; Haemosporida; Plasmodiidae
Product: conserved Plasmodium protein, unknown function
Exons: 1
Coding region: 1-774 (257 amino acids)
Source: RefSeq, a predicted model, not a curated record